AUGGAACAGAGUGACGAAGAGAGUUCUGAGUCGGCAGAGGAGGAGGGCUCUGAUGACGAGGACAAAUCAGAAAACGAGGGAGGGGAGAACAGUGAUGAGGAGUUUGAUGAGGAGUGUGAUGAAGAGUGUGAUGAGGAAAGCGAAAGUAGCGAUCGUGAGGAUGAACAUGGAACCGACGGGAGUGAAGAAGAUGAGGAUGAAGCUGAGGCACGUGCACGGAACAACGGCAAGAUGCGUGCAGUGGAAGCGUUAAAGGAGAAGACAGCUGAUGAAGGCAAAGGCAAAUCCAAGGCAACGCGUGGGAAGGGUCAUGGCAAGGGCAGGCGCGGUCGCAUAAAAAAGGGGAAGCAUAGUUCAUCCAAGAAGGCGAAAAAGGAGGAUAGGAAGGGGAAGGGCAAGCUGGAUGAGACCAACAAUGAAGAGAAAGGCAAGAAGAAAUAUAAGAAGGGCAAAGAGAAGGUUACCUACCCCAUCAAGGAGAAAGGUGAGAUCUAA
Molecule: messenger RNA, 495 nt
Organism: Closterium sp. Naga37s-1
Lineage: Eukaryota; Viridiplantae; Streptophyta; Zygnematophyceae; Desmidiales; Closteriaceae
Source: the annotation of a GenBank genome assembly